CCCUGCCUCCCCGCCGAGCUCUCCCCGCUCUCGCCCCAGCGCUCGCAGGGACCACCCCGCGCUCCGCCCGCGGGCUGGGCGGUGGCUGCCGAGGGUCGGGGCAGCCCCGCACUCGAGCGGCCUCCCCGGCCCGGGCUGACGCGGACGCGGCCUGUGGGUGCCCCGUCCUGCCGAGGGGAGCGGCACAGACCCAUCUCCCGCCUGCUCGGGAGCGGCCCCGGCCCCGCUCCGGUUCAGGAGCCCCSGGAGCUCACGGCGGCCGGACACGCUUGUGCACAGACGAGGAAGAGGCGAGGGUAAACCACUGGAUUUUUGCUAGAAAUUGUGCCAGAGUGACACUAGCAGUAAAGAUGUCAUAUUUAAUGAAAGGAGUUAAAUGUCACAGUCCUGUGAUGUGUAAAGUAGCAGGAAGCCUGUUUAAAACACACACACUGAAGAACAUAUUACRAAUCAAUGAGCAGCAACUCAAAAUUUCACGUGCAUCAUCCCAACUGAGUUCUGAAAAGGCAAACUCCUACAAUUACAUCAUUGUUGGAGCUGGAUCAGCAGGCUGUGUGYUGGCCAACAGGCUGACAGAGGACCCUCAGAGUACCGCGCUCCUUUUGGAAGCCGGCCCUAAAGACACCGUCCUGGGCAGUAAAAGGCUGAUGUGGAAGAUCCACAUGCCCGCAGCGCUAACGUACAACCUGUGUGACGAGAAAUACAACUGGUACUACCACACCACAGCCCAGAGGCACAUGGACAGGCGGGUGAUGUACUGGCCCCGGGGCCGGGUGUGGGGCGGCUCCUCCUCGCUCAAUGCCAUGGUUUACAUCCGCGGGCACGCCGAGGAUUACAACCGCUGGAGCAGGGAAGGGGCUCUGGGCUGGGACUACGAGCACUGCCUGCCCUAUUUCAAGAAGGCACAGACGCACGAACUGGGGCCGGAUCAGUACCGAGGUGGGAAUGGCCCCUUGYACGUGUCCAGGGGGAAAACAAACCAUCCUCUUCAUCAAGCGUUCCUGGAGGCAGCUCAGCAAGCCGGGUACCCCUUCACGGAUGACAUGAAUGGCUACCAGCAGGAGGGCUUYGGCUGGAUGGACAUGACCAUACACCGAGGUCAGAGAUGGAGCACAGCUAGUGCUUAUCUUCGCCCAGCCAUAUCACGCCCAAAUUUAUCAGUUGCAGAGAAGACACUUGUAACAAAAAUCUUGUUUCAAGGAACAAAAUGCAUUGGUGUUGAGUAUGUGAAAAAUGGGCAAAGGAAAAAGGUUUUUGCCGAUAAGGAAGUUAUUUUAAGUGGAGGUGCCAUAAAUUCUCCCCAGCUGCUUAUGUUGUCUGGAAUUGGAAAUGCAGAUGAUCUAAAAAAACUGGGGAUYCCUGUUGUUUGCCACCUUCCCGGAGUAGGACAGAAYCUUCARGAUCAUUUAGAAGUGUAUGUCCAGCAAAAGUGCACCAAGCCCAUCACUCUGUACAGUGCACAAAAGCCAUUUAACAUGGUGAGGAUUGGGCUCGAAUGGCUUUGGAAAUUCACAGGCGAUGGAGCCACUGCCCACUUAGAAUCUGGUGGUUUUAUCCGAAGUGAGCCAGGGGUUCCUCACCCUGACAUUCAGUUCCACUUCCUUCCUUCUCAGGUGAUUGAUCACGGUCGUGUUGCUUCUGCCGUGGAAGCUUACCAGGUGCAUGUGGGUCCCAUGAGGAGCACAAGCGUGGGCUGGGUGAAGCUGAAGAGCACAGACCCAAAUGAACACCCCAUCAUCGAGCCAAACUACCUGUCCACAGAACGAGAUAUUUGGGAAUUCCGCCAGUGUGUCAAGCUGACCAGAGAGAUCUUUGCUCAGAAAGCUUUUGAACAAUUUCGUGGGCCUGAAAUUCAGCCAGGAAAUCAUGUUCAGUCUGACAAAGAAAUAGAUGCUUUCAUAAGGCAGAAGGCUGAUAGUGCUUACCAUCCUUCCUGCACCUGUAAAAUGGGUCAGCCUUCAGACAGCACRGCCGUGGUUGAUCCCCAAACUAAAGUAAUUGGUGUUGAAAACUUGAGAGUAGUUGAUGCUUCAAUAAUGCCCAGUGUUGUCACUGGAAAUCUGAAUGCCCCAACCAUCAUGAUAGCAGAGAAAGCUGCAGAUAUCAUUAAGGGCCUCCCAUCACUUCGGGASAAAAAUGUUCCUGUCUAUAAGCCCAAGACCUUGGAAACACAAAGAUAAACAAAUAUUCUCAUCCUUUCAUAUCAUUUGCUAUUUAGGCUUUCAUCAGCAUGUUGGUAUCUCAUACUGAACAUGACAACAUGACAAAUAUCAUGCAAAAUAACAUAUCCUAUAAAAUAACCAUUAAUUUGAAUCAUUUUUUGUAUUUGACUACCUACUUUUUUAAUCAGCUGCCUUAAUUUCCUUUUUUUUAGAAUCAUAGAAUAAGUUGAGUUAGAAGGGACCAAUCAGGAUCACUGAGUCCRACUCCUGACCCUGUGCAGGACACUMCAAGGGCCACAAAUUUAGUUAAAUAUGACCUUUCAUGGUAAAUUCAAAUUUCCUGUUGAAGAGAAGCUGUUUCUAAAUGACAAGAAGGUUGUGCACACAYGCCAGAAAUAUUGUGCAAUUGCAUGAGGAAUGGAAGAGAUUAACGUCUGCUGUUUUGAAAAUGGUUAUGGUAUCCCUUUUUAKUGGAGGAAUUUUAACUGCUCUGAGAAUGUUACCCAAGAUAACAGCUCAUGAGUGAUCACCACAUCCUGCAAAGAAUGGUCAAGCAAAUGUAAGCACUGAGGCAAUUUCAUAAUCAUGAGCUGAAUUAGUUUGUAUCAGAAUUCCUGGGAAGUGGAGGAAGCUGCAUGUGCUCACAAUCUGUCAAAUGUGAUUUUUGUGGCAGGAAUGCACAGUUUACAAAUCCUCAUUCAAAGUUAGAUUUCACUAAACUCAGCAGUCUCUAACUGUAUGGUAUUCAGGGAGAAAACACACWGUGUAUUUAUCAGAAAAUUAUUUUUCUAAAAAAAAAAUGCAGAACUGGAGUUGAUAUUUAUAAAAAUCUACUGGAAAACUGGAAUUUCUCUUUGUUUUAUUUUGGUUGGKUUUUUUAUUUUGGCUUUUCAACAAGGAACUUAGUAGAAUUCUGCUCACAAUUUAAGCUGAUUUAGUUGUACCACUCUGGCAGUAAGAGAUCUGCRCUUCCUGUAACAUCCUUAAAGUUAUUGGUCUUUGCUGAGAUGAUUGUUCGCAAAAGACAUUUCUCAGCAAAUAUUCUGAAUGGUGCCUUGUUAUCACUCCAAUUCUAUUUAGAAAAAWUACAGCCAAACCAUAUUUAAAAUGAAAUGUUACCCAAAAUAACUAUAGAAGUUCAGAUAGUGAUGAUAUGAGAUCUUUCUCAAUUAGAAGAUAAAUAGCUAAUUCAGUGAACCAAUGCUAUAUUUUAGUUAGGACCUAAAUCUUUGCUUUAUUAUCUUCAGAUGUAUAMGUUAAGAUACUUGAGCUUUCAUGGMURUUUUCUGUGUCAAACUAACUUUCAGGUACUGACUGAUUUUUUUAAAAAACUAAACUAAAGAAACUGCACUCAYUAAAUGAAAUUGAAUCCAUUGAUUAUUUUGCAUUAUUAAGUAUUCCGAAAUAAUUUCUGACUAAUCAGCUGUCAGAUCACAAAGUAAAAGCUUCUGUAGACUAAGAUUUCUGAGGACUUGUGGCAAACAGAAUAAACUCUUUUUCAGAAAAAAAACAAAUGGAAUUUGACACCAUUUUAACAGACUGUAGGAAACCUUGCUGACUCAGAUGUUGGCUGGAGGGCCAACUGCAGAUGUUUCAGGCAGAUAUUUGUACCUGGUGCUGCUCAGUGCCAGGCACUGACUGGAAACCCUGCUGGGGGAAAGGACUCGCUUCAUUGGAGCAGCUGCAUGGAGACAAACACUGAAGAUGGAAUAUGAGAGCAGUGAACUCUGCUCCAAAAGGAGACAGGUAAACCCUUUCUAUGCAUGUGAUUCAUUCUUUUGAAAUGAGGGGAAGAACAGAAACAUUUCAAGUCAGAGGUGAUUGAUGAGUUAAGGAGACUCAAUUUCUCUGGUGCAGCUGUUUGAGAGAAGCAUGGACUGUAUAUUCUGUAUUUCUUAAUGGCAAAUAAUUUUUAUCCAGCACAUAUGUUUGUGAGAAUUUUCUUUAAAGGUAUUCAGUAAGUUGUAAUGUCAUUUGGAAUACAAUUAGGGUACUCUGAGUAAUAUAUAYGGGUGAGACUUACCACAGUCCUGUGCAGCUGAGAAGGGGAGCAAUUUGGCAAGAUGAGAUGGUGAAAUUCCUGCAUUUGCAGAUUUACAGCAUGGGUUUCCACCCUAGGCAUGCAAGAUGGRAAUUGUUAUUAUGCAACUGCAGAGGAUAAACUAGCCACAGGCUUACAUAACUCACCCCUGAACACGCACAGACCUCUCCUCUGCUGCUAUGUCAAGCUCCAAAAAGAUGAGUAAAUAGAAAAGUUAGGUACCCAUGCCACACUAAAUGUGUCUGAUUUCAGGAAGACAUUGCUGCACUGAGCAGUCAGAUAACGGGGCAUUUCUUCUGAAACAACAUCACCUUUUCUUGCAGUUUGAAGCAUCCAAAGAAACCUYGCAGAUUCCUCUCCUUCUAAACACUUAAACAUUUUCAUGGCUGUGAACUGCAGCUGGUUUAUUUAUUCCAGCCUCACUGUCGUAGAAUGUUGAGGCUCCUUCGUGAGAUUCUUUUGAUGUAGUGCUGAAGGGUUUUGUUGCCCUGGGGAAAUCUUCAAGUAACAUCAAUUCACCAUUAGUUUCUCCUGUGCUGUAUCUGGUUGCUGAUACUGAAUUCCUGUUAAAAAUUGUUCUGACUUCCAGCAGAGUCAAAUCUGCCAAAGGGUACUUAGAACAGGUCCAGGAUAUUCCAACAUGCCCUGUGGAGCACUGGCAGUCUCAUARCUAAAAUUAACCAUCCUUUCCACCUUAUUGGACUGCAGAACACCAGCUGUAAUUCCGGAAUUUUACCCAUUUACCAAAAUAAUACAGUGUGAUUAUUCCCCAUUCUACCCAGAUAUAAAUUCUAUAAAUAUACAGAUGAUAUACUGUGUGUUCAAAACCUGCUAACUGUAGGAGCUGUUUG
Messenger RNA from Malurus melanocephalus (red-backed fairy wren), 5054 nucleotides. RefSeq names its product choline dehydrogenase (gene CHDH). Lineage: Eukaryota; Metazoa; Chordata; Aves; Passeriformes; Maluridae. Gene Ontology annotation, molecular function: choline dehydrogenase activity; flavin adenine dinucleotide binding. The transcript is spliced from 8 exons. The record is from RefSeq and is a predicted model, not a curated record. Gene Ontology annotation, cellular component: mitochondrial inner membrane. The coding region runs from base 351 to 2180 and encodes 609 amino acids.